Molecule: messenger RNA, 2251 nt
Organism: Xyrauchen texanus (razorback sucker)
Lineage: Eukaryota; Metazoa; Chordata; Actinopteri; Cypriniformes; Catostomidae
Gene: trappc12
Product: trafficking protein particle complex subunit 12
Exons: 13
Cellular component (GO): TRAPP complex; Golgi apparatus
Molecular function (GO): protein binding
Source: RefSeq, a predicted model, not a curated record
AUGGACAGCAGUGAAGCUCCAGCUCAGAGGAUUGUUAUUCUCGAUAUAGAUGGAGCAGGUGAGUCUAAGACGCUUGAAUCAUCAGCCCUGCCCCAGUCUGAUCUCUCAGGCCAGUCUCACCCUACAAAUGCACCCUUCUAAGAGGAGAGCAUCAACCUGGACGCUGAAGCAUUCGUUUCACCUCAGGAUGACAGAGCUAACUCUGAGAGUUUAAUAGAUAAGCUGAACGACCAGAUGAUGGAGAGUGUUAUGAUUUCAGAUUCACCUAACAACGAGGAGGAGGACGUCAUUCACAUUGACACACUGUUGGGGCAGAAUGAAGUUGGGGAGAACUUUGAGUCUAAACAUCCUGAUGGAGUGACAGGAAGAGCAGACGGAGAGGGAAAGACUGACAAUGCCACCUGUGCUAAUGCUGCUGAACCCAAGGAGGCAUCUACACCUUUAUUUAAAGAUGAAAAAGAAGAGGAGAAGAGUAUGGAGGCUCCUCAGACAGAUGAAAGGGAACAUUUUGUCCAUACUACCCCAGACACCCCCAGACCUGGGAGUGCCAAAACUCAGGCUACACCUCUCAAGAUGGAUACAGGUAUGGGCCACAAAGAGGAGCCCUUCCCAGUGUGUACUAUCUUCAGCCAGGGUGUGCCUCCUAAAACACAAGCCCUGAUACCUGAUGGCUUCCAACCCACCUUGAUCAAGUCUCCAAGCUUUACCAUCAGCAACACAGAAACCCCAAAAAAACACAUCCCUCAUGUGUGCCAGCCCAGUCCCAGCCUUAGUAAGUUCUUCACGGAUAGUGCCGCGGUCAACCCUGCCUCGGAUUUUUUUGAUUCUUUCACAACCUCUACAUCUUUCAUAUCAAUCAGCAACUCGAAUGCAGAGUCACACAAGGGAGCGGUCCCUUCAGAAUCUCAGCUAUUGUCUGGCACCAGCAUGUAUAUCGAGAGAGAGCAGCUGGCCAUGCCCGGACUCAAAUUUGACAACCUGCAGGGUGAUGCUGUGAAUGAUCUGAUUCAGCGCUUUCUGGGUGACCAGGCGGCCAUGAAGAGACAGGUGCUCUCAGCCAGUUCAGUGGAGCAGAACUUCCUAGGUCUCAAACGUCUAAUUAGCACUAAGAACUGGAGGGCGGCUGUGGAUUUGACAGGCAGAUUGCUGACAGCUCAUGGUCAGGGCUACGGCAAGAGCGGACAGCCCACCAACCACACCACAGACUCCUUACAGCUGUGGUUUGUGCGUCUGGCUCUUCUGGUAAAGCUGAACCUCUUUCAGAAUGCUGAACUGGAGUUUGAACCCUUUGGAAAUCUGGAUCAUCCUAACCUGUACUAUGAAUACUACUCGACUGUAUACCCUGGAAGACGAGGUUCAAUGGUGCCAUUCUCCAUGCGUAUCCUGCAUGCUGAGCUCCCUCAGUACUUACAGAAGCCGCAGGAAACUCUGGACCGCCUGCACAGAAUAAAGAGCAUCUGUCUGAAGAUCCUGAGUAACCUGCAAGAGGGUUUAGCUGAGGACGGCAGUAUGGUGAACCUCAUGCAGCAGAACAGACAAGCAUCGCUGCAGCUGUGGAGGUCCCGUCUGAGCAGGGCGAUGUACUCCAUGGCAAACUGUCUGCUAAUGAUGAAGGACUAUGUUCUGGCAGUGGACACAUAUAAAUCCAUUAUCGAUUAUGAGCCAGAGCAAAAAGUGCAGCUGCUGAGUGGAAUCGGACGCAUUUUCUUACAGAUCGAGGACAUCAGAACUGCUGAGAAGUAUUUUGAGGAUGGGGAAAAGGCCUGUCAAUCAAAGGGAAUGACACCUAAUGAAGACACCUCUGUUCUGAUGAACAGGGCCUUUGUUUAUCUCAGUCAGAAUAAUUAUGCAGAUGCACACACGUGUUUUUCCAGCGUCUUAAAAACUGAUCCAAAGAACCCUGUGGCGAGCAACAAUGCCGCCGUGUGUCUGCUCUAUUUGGGAAGGCUAAAGGAGUCCCUAGGUCAUCUGGAGAGCCUGGUGCACCAGGACCCAGCACUCUACUUGCACGAGAGCAUGCUGUUCAACCUCACCAACAUGUACGAGCUGGAGUCGUCCCGCAGCAUGCAGAAGAAACAGGCUCUGCUCGUGGCCACGGCCUGCCGAGAGGGAGACAGCUUCAACAUCCAGUGCCUCAAGCUAGCCGUCCAGCUAUAUAAGUGAGUGCUUCAACUCCAGUCAUCGAUCACGCCAUGGAAGCGAUAGAUGAUGCUCCACUUCUCGUGUUCAAUCGCCCUUGGGUUCAUCUUCC